Linum tenue is the source of this 1819-nucleotide messenger RNA. The record is from the annotation of a GenBank genome assembly. Lineage: Eukaryota; Viridiplantae; Streptophyta; Magnoliopsida; Malpighiales; Linaceae.
CUUGAAGAUCUACGCCCAGAAACUGAAACAGACCGUCUCUUCCAGGUCCUAGAAGAGAACAGAGGGUAGCGUCUUUUUGGUUCUUCGUUGCUUUUUUUAGAUCGUCUUAGAAAAGUUAGAUACUUGGGCCAGAUUCUGUAUUAUUUUGUGUAUUUAUUCGCUUUUACCCUUUAUCUUUCACUUGAGGAAGACGAAGAAAAGAGGAGAAGCCGGCCCUUGCAAGUGCAAAUAUGGCCUCCGUCUCUGUUUUUACUCGAGACGAGAAAGAAGAAGAAGAAGAAGAAGUAGGUAGCGGUUUGAUAGAUCGGAUUAGUAGCUUACCCGAGGGAAUCAUUUUGAGCAUUCUGUCCCUAUUGACCCACAAGGAAGCUGUGAAGACUUCUUUACUUUCCUGCAGAUGGGUAUAUUUUUGGAUGUCAGCUCUAACGGUGCUGGAUUUUGAUUCCCCCAAAGUGUCGCCGGCGAGAAGAACAGAGUUCAAACAAUGGGCGAGUAGGGUUGUGAGGCAGCUGAACAAUGCCACCACCUCAACCAAGUUUAGGGUUUCGUUCACAUUGAGCAAUCAGUACAGUUUCGAUGGGGAUAAAGACCAAUGGCUGAAAUUCACGAUAUCAAACAGGUUCGAGUAUCUUAAGCUGUGCUCGAGCAAUCCUACACCAGCUUCUACCCGUGAGGGCAAGAGUUGUGGUUAUGCUUUCCCGGAGGAUUGUUUCAAUAACAUCGUUACACCAUCUGGGUUGUCCGAUGUCAAGUCCCUCAGAUCGUUGCGUCUGAGUUGUGUUGAGGUCGAGGCUCGGACAAUUGAACACUUCAUCUCUGAGUGCCCCUAUCUCGAAGAAUUAGCCGUGCACAGGUCGGAUUCACUAAGGGAGCUAAAGAUUGCUGCUGCUGAUAUGGGUUCAUCUUCAUCACUUGCGUUGAAGCGCUUGGAAGUAGUAAGAUGCAGAUGUCUAAUCUCACUGGAGAUUUAUAAUGUCUCGUGCCUCACCCACUUUACAUAUCGAGGUCAUUGGACAAUCGGGCUUCGUUUAAAGGAUUGUGUUAGCCUUGUGGAUGUGAACAUAGGCUUUGAUGGUUCUUGCAUUAAAACUUUAGUAUUUGACCUCGUCUCCUGCUAUGCUGCUCAGCUGACUGCCCUUGCCGUGUUAAUCAGCCCGGUUUUCACCCGGUUUUCGAAAGUGGCAGAAUUCGUUCGCCUUAAGCUGUUGACAGUAGAAGCAUAUCCAACUUUUGUCGUUCAUGUCCCUGGUUUGGAUACUUUGAUAAAUGCUUGUCCAAAUUUGCAUACAUUGCGAGUGAAGAUAAAUGCCUGCCAACCCCGGGUUAUGACUAAAGCAAUGCAAGAACGAGACAACAUUAAAGGUCGUCAUGAGAGCAUAAAAGUGGUGGAGAUUAUCGGUUUUACUUGCCCAAAUUGAUCCGGUCCAGUUCGGUCUUUUUGGAAAUAUAAUAACCAAAGAUUGGAUUGGAUACAAUUCAGUCUUGAUCCGGAUCCGGUCCCAAUUCGGUUUUGAUUUUACAUUGUGAGCUUGUGGGGAUUUGAGUGGCCUAAGGCAUGAAAGGGUGAGGAGUUGGUUAAGUUUUGUACUAAGUGCAAAGGUUUGUGACCGUUAAUUUAGCUAUUCAACUAAUGUUUGUUUUGUAUGUCCCAAGGUAGGGGUGGUUAUACGGUUUGGUUAAAUUGGCCCAAAUUGAUCCGGUCCAGUUCGGUCUUUUUGAAAAUAUAAUAACCAAAGAUUGGAUUGGAUACAAUCCAGUCUUGAUUCGGAUCCGGUCCCAAUUCGGUUUUGAUUUUAUAUUGAGCUUGUCGGGAUUUGAG